ACUUUCAGCUAAAACUAAUGCAUAUCAUUACAUUUCCCCAUAGAAAGGACCUACUACUGAAUUGUACUUGUGACUAUGAUGUUUCUAUGAAGGAUCUGCGAUGCAAUGAACGUUGUUUACAGCAGGUGGAUAUGACGUCACGGACUUGGAACAUCAAAACAACAACAUCCAAAUCCGCGAUUCUUCCUUUUUUUCUCCUUCUUUUCUCGGCGUGUUAAAAAUCUAAUAACAACAUUAGGAGAGGAGCUCGUGCCUUUCUGCGCUCGGCAGCUCUGGGAGACGGCGAGUGUGAAACUCCACAUUUUUUUGCUUUUUUCUUCGACGCCCUCGUGGUCCUGCCCUCAAGACUGUGAGCUGUUUUCUCAUUGGAGGAAUGGAGUGCCAGUCUGUCCUGCACCAGUGAUCAGGCCAGGAGACUCCAGUGGUGACAUCCUGUGGAGCCACAGAUCAAAGGCGAGGAGGCUGUUUUACCACCGCUGGAACCGAAGAUUGCUUUAAAUAAGCAAGUCCUUGUGGAAGGUUUUUAAGUCAUGAUGCAAGAAUCUGGGACGGAGGCGACGAGCAACGGACCAGCCAAUCAAAAUGGAGGAGCGAGCAUGGAGGGUGGGUCCAAGAGCACCACACCGUCGGUGGAGGUGACUGCGGCUGACCUCCUGCAUCUCCAGCAGCACCAGGCUCUCCAAGUGGCUCGGCAGAUACUCCUCCAGCAGCAGCAGCAGCAGCAGCAGCAGCAACAGCCCCAGUCACAGCAACUGCAGUCUCAACAAAACAUCGGCCGCAAAUCCCCCAAAGCCACCGACAAGCAGCAAAGCCCACAGGUUCCAGUUUCAGUGGCUAUGAUGACACCUCAAGUGAUAACUCCACAGCAGAUGCAGCAAAUCCUUCAGCAGCAGGUCCUGAGCCCUCAGCAGCUCCAGGUUCUCCUCCAGCAGCAACAGGCCCUCAUGUUACAGCAGCAGCAACUCCAAGAGUUCUACAAGAAGCAGCAGGAACAGCUCCACCUCCAGCUUUUACAGCAGCAGCAGCAGCAGCAGCAGCAGCAGCAACAGCAACAGCAGCAUGCAGGCAGCAAGCAGAGUAAAGAGCAGCAGGUGUCAGCACAGCAGUUGGCCUUCCAGCAGCAGCUCCUGCAGGUCCAGCAGGUCCAGCAGCAGCAUCUGCUCAACCUUCAGAGGCAAGGGCUGCUCACAAUCCAGCCUGGACAGACCGGCCUGCCACUGCACUCCCUCACUCAGGGCAUGAUUCCAGCAGAGCUGCAGCAACUGUGGAAGGAGGUGACAAAUGCUCACGUGAAGGAGGAGCACCACAACAACAGCAGCAGCAACAACAACGGCCACCGGGGCCUUGACCUGUCCUCCCCGGCACCGCCAAAGAACCCACUCCUCAACCAGCAUGCCUCUACCAACGGGCAGUACAUGAGUCACAAGAGAGAAGGAUCCACGCUAGAAGAGCAUUCCCCGCACAGUCACCCUCUUUACGGUCACGGCGUGUGCAAGUGGCCUGGAUGCGAGGCGGUGUUUGACGAUUUCCAUUCAUUCCUCAAGCAUCUUAACAAUGAGCACGCCCUGGAUGACAGGAGCACGGCCCAGUGUCGGGUGCAAAUGCAGGUCGUACAACAGCUGGAGCUGCAGCUAGCGAAAGACAAAGAGCGUCUGCAAGCGAUGAUGACGCACCUUCAUGUCAAGUCCACGGAGCCCAAAGCCACCCCACAGCCGCUCAACUUGGUGUCCAACGUCACAUUGUCCAAAUCGGCCCCUGAAGCCUCUCCUCCUCUGAGCCUGCCCCAGACCCCCACCACACCUACAGCACCCCUCACACCGCUGUCCCAGACCCACUCCGUCAUCACAGCCACCAGCCUGCACAGCGUGGGCCCCAUGCGACGGCGCUACUCAGAAAAAUACAACAUGCCCAUCUCUCCAGAUCUCAGUCAGAACAAAGAGUUUUACAUGAAUGCAGACGUUCGACCGCCGUUCACGUACGCCUCACUAAUAAGACAGGCAAUCCUCGAAUCUCCAGAAAAGCAGCUAACACUAAACGAAAUCUACAACUGGUUCACACGAAUGUUUGCAUAUUUUAGGCGCAACGCGGCGACGUGGAAGGGUGCCAUUCGCACCAACCUUUCCCUGCAUAAGUGCUUUGUGAGAGUAGAGGAUGAGUUUGGGUCCUUUUGGACAGUUGAUGAUGAGGAGUUUAAGCGCGGCCGCCACAUUCAGCGAGGCCGUCCUCGGAAAUACGCCGCUGAUGAGAACUUUGACGAGCUGCUCGUACAAAGUCCAGCCUUAGUGAAGAACAUUCAGACCAGCUUGGGCUAUGGUCCGACCCUCUCUGCCGCCUUCCAGGCUUCAAUGGCAGAAAACAACAUACCUCUAUACACUACUGCUUCCAUUGGAAGUCCCACCCUCCACUCCCUGGCUAACGCCAUCCGCGAGGAGAUGAAUGGAGCGAUGGACCAUGGAAACAGCAACGGCAGUGACAGCAGCCCGGGACGCUCGCCCCUGCCAGCUAUGCAUCACAUCAGCGUUAAGGAGGAACCACUGGACCCCGAAGACCACGAUGGGCCCCUCUCCCUGGUAACGACUGCCAAUCACAGUCCGGAUUUCGAUCACCACAGAGAUUACGAUGACGACCAGGGCCACGACGACAUGCUGUAAAAGGGCGAGCUCCGCCCCUCCCCAGCCUCAGAGGCAGAGGCAGUCUGGGUCAUCUGGGAGACACUCCGCAGAUAACAAACACUGAACUGCAGUCUCAGCCACUGAUGACAGAAAAGUUAAACUUUUUAGUGCCAUUACAAUACAUAGCAAGAACACACACGUACACACACACACACACACACACACAAAAAACAACACAGAAGACGCCCCCACAUGAGGGAUUUUUUUUCUGAUUACUUUCUACUUUUGAUUUACUUCAUUUCUACUCAUGUGCGGGAUGUUUGGUACGGGGGUGGUCAGAGACCCUCGCUGUGCAGCCAGGACACACUGCGGACUGCAAAGAGUGUCUCGCCCCCACCCACCCCCCUCCCCCUCUGCUCUCUCUCCCUCCGCUCUCUCAGACCACAAACUCAAGAGAGAGAGAGGACGACUGACGUUUAAUUUACACCGCGUGUGUGAAUGAAGCGACUUCAUUGUCACUGCCUUCAACACUUCUCAUUGGUUUGAUUCCAUCUAGGGUGGGAGGGUUUUUAUUUGGGUGUACUUUUUCUGUUUAUUAGGGGGUGAGAGGUUAUAAAAUAUCAACAUAAUGUGUCUUUUUUCCAUUCAAUGCUGUUAUUGAUGUUGCACCUUUUUUUUUGUUUUUUCUUGAAACUGAUCAGACCUCAUGCCCAUGCUGUGGAGAUUCUGUGUGGUCACUUGAUGAUGAAUGUUUAUGAUUUCCUUUCAUGUUGUUCUUUUACAUACACACAUGAAGCAGAAUGUCACAUACCAAGUAGUGUUUUUCUGUCAUUUAUUCCACAAUCUUCCAAAAAGAAAAAAAAACAGCCCCUCACCCCUCCUCCCCCUCCUUCUCCUCCUGCUCAUGAAGUCCAUUGGCAAUGCACUACUCGUAAUGAAGGCUCUCUCCACGCAUCAAUGAAGUUUAAUUUAAGAUGCGAAUGAAUGACAGAGAAAUCAUGCAGGUUAUGAUUUAUCCUUAUGAAAUUAUACUUUAAAACAGCCCCUCACGGCAGACCAUGUUGAGCCCGCAACAGAAUUUCUGAUCACUUACAAGCUGUGGGUUUGUUGAAAGCAAAAUGAAAAUGUCAGGUGUGCACCGGAGAGAUAAUGAUUUAGACCAACUAAUUGUGAUUCCUGAACACAGCCGUCAUUGUUAAUCAAACGUGUCUGCUUUUUUCCACGCUGUAAUUUCAUUCAGCGCUUGAAGAUAAACGUUCAUUCCCUGUAGUUUUAUUUGUAUCACUCGCAUGAGCAGUUUUUAAGUUUAGUUAAAUAAGAAAAAAAAAAAAAUUGCACACCGGAUGAAAUACCUGUUUUCUUUCACCUAGGAGGGAAAAAUCCCAAGACUUGCAAUAAGACCGAAACAUUGCACAUUCCAGCAUUUGACAGCCAUCGUAAAGGGCCCAAACAUACAGUACACGCCAUUUAGGGAGUGUGGAUACCUCGACGUUCAGUGCCACCCAAAAAGCCAAUAGUUGUAGUCCACAGCAUUGAACCGAGUGGCAUCCACAUGUGGUUUUGUGAUGCAGCAGUUCCAGCUUCAGUAGGGAGUUAAAUAUCACCAUGAAUUUCAAGACUGCAAUCAACCACUUUUUUAUUUAUUAUCAUUAUUAUUAUUUUAUGUUUUAUUUGGCUUUUUGUUUUAGUUGUUGAUGUGUUUUAAUAUCUUGUUCUGUGACUACCAAAGAUAAACUACAAAGUCAAUGUUGUGUGUUCCAUGCAAUAGCAGAUAAGGCCAAAAAUCUCUCCUCCAUUCAAAGAGUCCAUGGGUAAAAACAGAUAGAAGCCAUUUUUAAAAUAGAAUAAGUCAACACCAUUGUGAUUGAUUUUGUCAUGAUUACGCUAUAAAAAUAUAUGAUUUAGUAAAAUAAAAAAAUGUCAGAUGUCUUGUUAAAACAACAAACACCUGUUUGAUUGAUAUUCACUGUUUUGCACCCCCCACCAAAAAAAAAACAUGAUUUGAGAAAAUAAAUCAAAACAGCGAUAUCUGUUUUUGCACAUGACCUCUUCUCUCCCAUCGGACGAUCAAGCCAAUGGCAGAUGGAAUCGAGGGGUGAAACGCUCCUCAAACUGGUGUGCUCAUUCUUUUUUUUUCUUUUUUUUUUUUUUUUAUUAAAAACCAAAGGGGGUGUCUCGAGCAGGACAGCUGCAGUAGUGUUUGCAGUGACCAAAACGGAAUGGGAGGCGCUGACAGUCUGACUACACGAUGACCAAAUUAGGGAAAACUUUUUUUAGGGGCCAGUGAGUGGAAAAGGGAGCUUUUUGGUUUGAUCAUAAAGGGUAUGUAGAUUAAGAUUAAGAUGAGGAAAAAUAUACUGGUAAAUGGGGGGAGGGUGGGGGGGGAGGCUUUGCAGAGAACAAUGUGAAACGGAUUCUAUACUUCAACUGGACCACACAAUGAUUCAAUGUUUCUCUUCUUUUAUUCCUUUGUAUCCUUUGAAAUGAUUGUAUGCCACUCUUUAGGGUUUUAGCGUCUUUUGGCGAGACUUUAUGAUUGUGUUUAGUUUCUGUCAUUACUUUUUAUAUUAAAAAAACACUCCUGUCAACUAAUAA
Molecule: messenger RNA, 5207 nt
Organism: Centropristis striata (black sea bass)
Lineage: Eukaryota; Metazoa; Chordata; Actinopteri; Perciformes; Serranidae
Gene: foxp1b
Product: forkhead box P1b
Exons: 20
Coding region: 531-2651 (706 amino acids)
Biological process (GO): regulation of transcription by RNA polymerase II
Cellular component (GO): nucleus
Molecular function (GO): RNA polymerase II cis-regulatory region sequence-specific DNA binding; DNA-binding transcription repressor activity, RNA polymerase II-specific
Source: RefSeq, a predicted model, not a curated record